Molecule: messenger RNA, 950 nt
Organism: Vigna unguiculata (cowpea)
Lineage: Eukaryota; Viridiplantae; Streptophyta; Magnoliopsida; Fabales; Fabaceae
Product: Plastid-lipid associated protein PAP / fibrillin family protein
Source: RefSeq, a predicted model, not a curated record
UUCAAGUUCACUCCCUCCACAGACCCCAUGGAACUCAAUCAUCGAAACCACCACCCAUGCCCAUGGCCACGCUCCUUAUUCCCAACCCCUUCAACACCAAACUCCCUGGCCCGCGCUACUCUCACCGGAGGUUCACCUGCUCCUCCGUCACGACCCAAUCCCGAUCCGCCAAGGAGCACCUUCUCGCCCUCAUAGCCGACCAGGACCGCGGCCUCCGGACGCAGAGCGAUCCCGUGAAGCGAGCAGCAAUUGUCGAAGCCAUCGACGCGAUGGCCGUCGUAGGCGCUGGCUCCGUCACCACCGGCGAUUCUCUGUCGGCGACGUGGCGGCUGCUGUGGACGACAGAGAAGGAGCAACUCUUCAUCAUCGAGAAGGCUCCCUUGUUUGGAACCCGAGCCGGCGACGUGUUACAGGUCAUAGAUGUUCGGAAUGGGACGCUCAACAACGUCAUCACAUUUCCCCCUGAUGGCGUUUUCUUUGUUCGAUCCAGUAUCGAGGUUGCGUCGCCGCAGAGAGUGAAUUUCAGAUUUACAAGUGCAGUAUUACGUGGAAAGAACUGGGAAAUACCAUUGCCACCAUUUGGACAGGGUUGGUUUGAUACUGUGUACCUCGAUGAUGACCUUCGAGUUGUAAAGGAUAUCCGGGGAGACUAUUUAGUUGUUGACCGAGCUUCCUAUAACUGGAAGGAAUGAAUGGAAUCUUCAUUUCCUUGUUAACUCUUUUUCAUCAAUGAAAACUUUCGAAGCAACUGCCCUUACUGUUUUAGUGCAGUUCUUUGCUUUGUUAAGGUCUUUUAUCUCUUUUAGUUAUGCUAAUUUAUAUGCUUAGUUAAAUAUUGAUUUUGAGAUCAUCAAGGAGACUUCAGUUACUUCCAGUAACGAGGGAAACAUUUUAUUUUAUGUUCUUCUGAAUCUCCAGCUAAAUAAUAUUAAAGGGGCAUGCUUGUAUCA